This is a messenger RNA of Lycium barbarum (goji berry), 2391 nucleotides long. RefSeq names its product potassium transporter 5-like. Lineage: Eukaryota; Viridiplantae; Streptophyta; Magnoliopsida; Solanales; Solanaceae. Gene Ontology annotation, cellular component: membrane. The record is from RefSeq and is a predicted model, not a curated record. Gene Ontology annotation, biological process: potassium ion transmembrane transport. Gene Ontology annotation, molecular function: potassium ion transmembrane transporter activity. The transcript has 8 exons. Bases 1 to 2391 code for a protein of 796 amino acids.
AUGGCGAGUUCACCAGAUAGUGAUCGUCACACCGAAGAUACUUUUAAUGGCGGUCAGCUCAAAGAUCGCAAAGUGUCAUGGGCAAAGCUAACUCGUGUUGAUUCCCUCAACAUGGAAGCCGGAAAAGUUUCUUCUACACCAGCAAGACACGCCGCUCAGGCUGAUUGGAAGACAAUAUUUAGUUUAGCAUUUCAGUCCGUAGGAGUUAUCUAUGGAGACAUAGGGACUUCACCUCUCUACGUUUAUGCAAGUACUUUUACAGAUAAAAUUGGACACAAGGAUGACAUUUUGGGAGUAUUGUCACUCAUCAUAUAUACUAUAAUCCUCGUACCUAUGACUAAAUAUGUCUUCAUUGUCUUAUGGGCCAACGACAAUGGCGAUGGGGGGGCAUUUGCGUUGUAUUCUUUAAUGUGUCGAUAUGCAAAAGUGAGUCUCAUCCCAAACCAGGAGCCUGAGGACAGAGAGCUUUCACACUACAAUUUGGAUAUACCAUCCAAUCAAUUUAAAAGGGCUUUGAAGAUCAGACAUAAGUUGGAGAGCAGUAAAAUUGCAAAAGUUUUUCUUGUCUUCGUUGCCAUCCUUGGAACAUCUAUGGUUAUUGGUGAUGGAGUUCUCACUCCUUGCAUCUCAGUUCUCUCCGCCGUAAGUGGAAUAAAGCCUCUAGGCGAAGGGGCUGUUGUGGGUAUUUCCAUCGCAAUAUUGGUAGCCCUUUUCUGUGUUCAACGUUUUGGUACAGACAAGGUGGGUUAUACAUUUGCUCCAGCCAUAUGCAUUUGGUUUGCGUUUAUAAGUGGCAUUGGCCUCUACAACUUGUUCAAGUACGAUAUCACCGUCUUACGUGCCUUUAAUCCCAAAUACAUCAUUAACUACUUCCAAAGAAAUGGUAAAAAGGGAUGGAUUUCUCUUGGUGGAGUUUUUCUCUGCAUUACAGGAUCUGAAGCUAUGUUUGCUGAUUUGGGUCACUUCAGCGUGCGUUCUAUUCAAAUAAGCUUCAGUUGCCUCGUAUGUCCAGCUUUGCUCUCAGCUUACAGUGGGCAAGCUGCUUACCUCUCAAGAUUCCCUGAAAAUGUGGAGAAUACUUUCUAUGAAUCAAUUCCAGAUCCACUUUACUGGCCAACAUUUGUAGUGGCUGUUGCUGCAGCUAUUAUUGCAAGUCAAGCUAUGAUAUCGGGAACCUUUUCUAUUGUGGCUCAGGCCCAAGGUCUAGGUUGUUUCCCAAGGGUGAAAGUAGUUCACACAUCAGCAAAAUAUGAGGGUCAAGUUUACAUCCCUGAACUCAAUUACUUCCUUAUGGUUGCUUGUGUUCUAGUUACUCUCAGCUUCAAAACCACAGAAAAAUUGGGACACGCUUAUGGUAUUGCCGUGGUUAUUGCUGAAAUCAUAACCACACAUAUGGUCACAUUAGUAAUGCUUGUUAUAUGGAAGACUAGGAUCUGGUGGAUUACCCUAUUCUACGUGGUGUACUUAUCCAUUGAAUCUACCUAUUUCUCUGCCCAACUAACAAAAUUCACGCAAGGUGGUUAUCUACCCAUGGCUUUUUCGGUCGUGCUCGUGAUCAUUAUGGGAACUUGGCACUAUGUUCAAAAACUUCGAUACCAAUUCGAGCUCAAUAACAAGGUUUCGAGUGACUACAUUAGGGACUUAGCCAAUAAUCCAGACAUCAAAAGAGUACCUGGCAUAGGACUACUAUACUCCGAACUAGUACAGGGGAUUCCACCUAUUUUUCCUCAUUUUGUGUCCAAUAUUCCCUCUGUCCACUCUGUCAUAGUUCUCGUGUCGAUUAAAUCCAUUCCUAUAAGUAAAGUAGAACUACAAGAACGUUUCUUGUUCCGGCAUGUUGAGCCUAGAGAAUACAAAGUGUUCAGAUGUGUAGUUAGAUUAGGGUACAAAGAUCAACUCGGAGAUACAAACGAUUUUGAAAACCAACUGGUGGAACAAUUAAACAAGUUCAUCCGACAAGAACAUUAUAUUCUUGCAGCACAUGAACAAGUUGUGGAUAGAGAAACUGAAUCGGUAUCUGGCCAAUUAGUGCCUGGAAAAUCAUCCAGGGUCCACAUGGAGGAAGUCCUACAACAAGAAGUAGAUUCUAGAAUAUCAUCACCAACUGGUUCUAUUCAAGCCCAGUCAAAUCGUUCAUCGAGUAGAAUACAAGUGGUGCCUCCAAGUUCGGGACAAGAAGAGAUGCAGUUUGUGGAAAAAGCUAAGGAGCAAGGAGUGUUCUAUCUAUUGGCAGAAGCUGAGGUGGUGGCUAAACAAGAUUCGUCGUUCGUGAAGAAAGCUUUUAUCAACUAUGGAUAUAAUUUCUUGCGCAAGAAUUUCAGGCAAGGGGAGAAAGUUAUGGCAAUUCCUCAGACAAGGCUGCUAAGGGUCGGCAUGACUUAUGAGCUAUAA